AUGGAACCUAAGCUCACUUUGAUUAUUCAAAUGCUUUUAGCAUUCCACGCCUGCUCAUCCCUCGGCUUCCACCACAUACUUCCACGGAAUAUUAACCGGAAGCCGACGCAGGUGCUUGGAAAUGUCACAGUCAUUGACACGCCUCUCGAUGCUUACCUUUAUAACCACAUCAUGCGGACCUGGCUAUUCGGGGCGCUCGUCAUGAACCAUAACACCACGCUGAAAGAAUCAGUCGAUCUCGAAGUCCACGCUAUCGGCUCGGUGCUACAUGACCUCGGCCUCGUGCUCAACGGCUCCUGGAUCAGCCAGGACCGCCGCUUCGAAGUCGACAGCGCCGCCGCGACAACCGACUUCGUCGAGCAUCAAGUGUCGAACGACGGCGAGGGUGCUGAGUGGGACGCCAACCGGCUGCAGCUUCUCUUUGACUCGGUCUUGCUGCAUUCGGAGUACCGGUUCUCCUUAUAUAAGCAGCCGACCGUGGCCGUGUUAGCAAGUGGUGUGUUGGUUGAAUUGCAAGGGCUGGCCUCUCUUGCAGCCUAUGGUAUCACGAGUGCUGAGUACUACAACGUCGAAGCUGCGUUUCCAAGGCUGAAUUUCAUUGCCGGUGUGAAUACAACGCUCGUGAAACUCUGUAUAGCUAAGCCAAAUUCGACUUACGAUUCAUGGCAGCAGGCUUUUGGAGACGCCUUUGUGCCGGGCUAUUCCGCGGACAAGUCGUCGGCAUCCUCAAGCUGGAAUUUGGUGAAUUCCUUGAUCGAAGCUUGGCGAGCUUAUCAGGUCGAUGACGGAAACGAUCCAGAGGUCGCUUUUGACCAGAAGAUCGACGAGUUCAUCGCAGCAGCGAAUGUGCUCGGAAAUCGGCAAGAUGUACACCUAGACACGAGCUAUUCGGUCGGGCAACCUCUGCAAAAGCCGAGCAACGAUAGCGGGGGGGCAAUUGACAUGGGAGGCCUGCGGGCAGAGCUCUCGCAACUACAGUCCGAAAACGAGGCGGGGCCAUCUGCGGCCCGCUACCGAGACCGAGAUAAGGAUUCUAUGCCGUGCAUUCCGAACGGUCUAUGUGUUAAACAUCGGGGUAGGCGGUUGCAUUAA
Messenger RNA from Diaporthe amygdali, 1092 nucleotides. RefSeq lists its product as uncharacterized. The coding region runs from base 1 to 1092 and encodes 363 amino acids. Lineage: Eukaryota; Fungi; Ascomycota; Sordariomycetes; Diaporthales; Diaporthaceae. The transcript has 5 exons. The record is from RefSeq and is a predicted model, not a curated record.